ACCUCGUCACGUGACAUCAAAAGUUUUUAAAGCGACACAUCUGAGUACUGUAUCGUCCAAGACCCAACUCGUGUGAUUUCGUACCAGUUGCAUGACAAAAUAUACCCAGACUGAGGGAGGACAAUGUAUGAAAAUGUCCCAACAGUCUCCACAGUGGAGCGCCAGCAGGUGCUGCAGGCCUUGGAGCGGCUCCAGGCUAAGAUGGCCCAGAGGGAGGAGUGGACCCACAGUGAGAGGCUGGGGGUGCUGAGGGACGCCCUACAGAGCCCACUGCUAGGACACAUCCUCACGCUGCAGCACUCCAUCAAACAACUCAAAGACCAGCUGAACUGCAUGCCUCCCGACACCUGCAGUGAGUUCAGUUUCUCCAGGAAGGGCCAGCUGAUCGUCAGUGCCAGCCGCCCGGCCAGCAGCCUGUGCACAUCCGGCCCCGGCUCGGUGCUGUCCAACGGCUCAGCCCUCUCCUCAGUGGGCCUCCGUUCCCCCGACCAGCUCCAGAGAUGGCUCCACGCUGCCGCCAAGGGGAGGCCAACUGAGCACAUCAGCCUGCCCAAGCCCCUGUCUGGAAGCCUGGGCUUCAGUGUGGUAGGCCUGAGGCCUGAGGGGACUGGGGGCCACGGGGUCUUCAUCAGACAGGUCCAGCCUGGAAGCAUCGCACACAGGGAUGGGCGCAUGCUGGAGAACGACCAGAUCCUGGUGAUCAACGGGACCCCCCUGGACCAGAGUGUCACCCAGCAACAGGCCAUCACUCUGCUGCAGCAGCCUGGGGACAGAGUGGAGCUGGUGGUGGCCCGAAACCCAUCAACUGCCACACAGCACACGCCACUGCUCCCGCCCGGACCCAUUAUUCAAAAUGAGCAGUGGGGCCAUUUAGAGGAGAUAGAGCUGGUGAACGACGGCUCGGGCCUGGGCUUCGGUAUUGUUGGAGGCAAGGCCACAGGAGUGGUGGUGAGGACCCUGGUGCCAAACAGUGUGGCUGAUAAGGAUGGGCGUCUGCGUACCGGCGACCACAUCCUGCGUAUCGGGGAGACCCCCACGUGGGGCCUGGCCAGUGACCAGGUGGUCAAGGUACUGCAGGGCUGCGGGAGCCGCGUGCGCAUGCUCAUCGCCCGUGACCCCUCGGGACAGCCCUCCACCUCCUUGCCGCCCCCUCCCCCGCCCGCCGCCAGUCCCGUCUCAGCCCUGCCCUCACUUCCUGGAGUCGGACCCCAGCGCAGGCUCAGCAGGACUCCCAACCUGGAGGGUUAUGAGAUCCAUGAAGUGCCUCUGAUGAAGAAGGAGGGCCAGAGCCUGGGCAUCUCCAUCAUCGGUUACAACGCCUUUACCAGUGAAGACGCGUUGGGAGUGUUUGUGAAGAACGUAGUUCCUGGGAGUGCAGCUGAGCAGAGCGGAAACAUACGCAUCUACGACAGGAUCAUAGCGAUGGACGGGGUGAGCCUGCAGGGCUUCACUAACCAGGAAGUUCUGGAGGUGAUGAAGCAGACGGGCCAGACGGUCCACCUCACCCUGGCCAGGAAGAUGGCCUCGCCCAGACCCUCACUGGAGAGAUCACUGGACAAAGUCCAGAGAGAGCCGUCCCGUGUGUCUCUGAAGAGGUCUGCAGAGGUCAAAGCUCGGUCAUCAGACCUGCAGAGGGCCUCCAGCGUGGCCUCCAGCGUGGCCCCCCUACUGGAGCCCACUGAGACACUUCUGAUGAGUACCAGCAGAACACAGCUGGCCAGUGCUAUGGAGGGAGUCUCUCUGUCUGAGCUGGAGCUGAGGGCCAAAUGGGAGCAGGCCCUGGGGCCAGAGUAUGACGUUCUGGUGGUUGAACUGGACCCUGUCAUCGAAGAUGACGCUGAGCUACAGAAGUACUCCAAGCUUCUUCCCAUACACACCAUGCGCCUGGGUGUCGAGUUGGACUCGUUCGACGGCCACCACUACGUCUCUUCUGUGGCCCCUGAGGGCCCCGUGGCCAAACACGGGCUCCUGAGACCAGAGGACGAACUACUGGAGGUGAACGGGGUGCAGCUGUACGGCAAGUCGAGGCGCGAGGCGGUGGCGUUCCUGCGGGAGGUGCCCCCUCCCUUCACCCUGGUGUGCUGCAGACACCUGACAGAGGACGACUCCGACUAUCAACCAGACCGCCAAGACGAGUGGCGCUCGCCCAGCCCUGCCGUCAGCUUGUCUGAGCUUGAAGCCAAGCUGUCCUCUGUGUUGAUAAGUCAGGCCUACCUCCGGGACAAUGACGGUGAACAACUUCAGGACCACGUGACCCUGCAGGAGGUGUCGGAGGAGGAGCCGGAGGAGCCAGCGCCCACGUACCCCAGCCACCAGGAGGAGAUGCAGCAGGGGAAGAGAGGGGAAGAGGAGGAGGAGGAAGAGGAGGAGGAAGAUGAGGGAGAGCUGGCUCUGUGGUCCCCAGACAUUCAGUUGUUGGAGCUGGAGAAGGGAGAGAGAGGCCUGGGCUUCAGUAUCCUGGACUACCAGGAUCCUCUGGACGUUGCGCGCUCCGUCAUCGUCAUCCGCUCGCUGGUGCCCGGCGGCGUGGCAGAGUGCCAUGGGGGCGUGCUCCCCGGGGACCAGCUGGUGUUUGUCAACGACACCUACCUGGACACGUGCACCCUGGCCCAGGCCGUGGAGGUGCUCAAGGCCGCCCCGUCUGGAACCGUCUACUUGGGCAUCUGCAAGCCAUUAGUGAUGGAAGGAGCAGAGGAGAGGGGACAUGGGGACCUGGAGCUCCGGAGGACAGCGGGACAGAGCAAGGGCCUCUUGCUUACACACUCACUCCUGCCUGUUUCCAAGGGCUUUGCUGAUAGCUCCAUCCUCCCGGAGGAUCUUGGACAGGAAGAGGACGAGCCCGAGCUGAUCCUGGACGGUAGCUUCCUUCGCUACACCUCACCUUUGACGCCUGCCUUGACCCUUAACCCCACCCCCACCUUGACCACUAGGAGCCUUAACCCCACUCCCACCUUGACGCCCAGCCCAAUGGGAGAGGAGAGGGAGAUGGCCGUGGAUGAAGAGGAGGAUGGAGUGGAGGUGGAGGACAGGGAGGGGCAGGUGGUGGACCCCUACCCCAGAAAACCCCCACCUUCGUGGGGAGAGUGGGAAAGAGACAACGGAUGCCCCGUCCCACCGGCCUCUGUCCACUCUGGAGCUCAGGAAAAGGUGGAGGAGAUGCCCAAUCCAGACCAGCAGCCCAGAGCCCUUCUUGACCAGCUCAGUCUGGGUCAGUCUGUGGACUCCUGGGUGGAGACGGGUGGGGACAGUGAGGCAGACUCGGACUCCAGGAACGGAGGAUCAGAACUCACCCUGACUGACACGGACACCGACUCGGUGCGUUUGGUUGACACGGAGAGGAGGAAGAGGAGAGGCCAGAGUGGAGGAGGAGGACACAGUGAUCUACCUGAGAGGGAGGAAGGAGAGGGAGAGGAAACCCCUGCGUUCAGCCACUGGGGACCCCCACGCAGAGUGGAGGUGUGGCAGGAAGAGGGCGAGUCCCUUGGCAUAAGCAUUGUGGGCGGGCACAGCGUCAUCAAGAGACUGAAGAAUGGAGAGGAACUCAAGGGCAUCUUCAUCAAACAGGUACUGCCAGAGAGCCCAGCGGGACGCACUUGUGUGCUGAAGACCGGAGACAAGAUAUUGCAGGUAUCAGGUGUGGACCUCCAGAAUGCCAGCCAUGAGGAUGCGGUCCAGGCCAUCAAGGCAGCUCCCAGUCCCGUGGUCUUCAUCGUCCAGAGCCUCACUGCCACUCCGCGGCCUGUCUCGCUAACCGCGCCCAGUUACAACAAACACAAGGCAAAGAGGAGAGUCAUGCCGAACGCAGCAGUAGGAGGCGCCCCUCCCCCGAUGAGACUCCCCCCGCCCUACCGGCCCCCCCAGUCAGCUGACAGAGGAGCAGGACGAGGAGCUGGAGGAGGCCAAAGGGGGGUGUAUUGGCUGACUGUUGUCUGUUGCCGGGCGGCUAAGGGUGGGGCCAGGGAUGUAACCUAACCAAUAGAACGACUGUACUAACAUGAGAGUGGGGAAAAUGGCCGCCUUGUCCUGUCUCUGUGCAGUGUCUGUUAUUUCCCCUUUUGGAGUCUGUGGCUGGUUGAAUUUCUCCUCUAAUAAAGUGUUUCUCAAUACAUUCCUGGGGCACCCCAAGGUUUUGUACUGUGUACACAUUAUUUGAAUCGAGGGCUUGGCGAUGAGUUGAAUAAGGUGUGAUAUUGCUGGGCUAGAACAAAAGGUGCACCACGUGGGAACUCCCGACUCCUGAGGGGGAUGCAGGGCUAAGGCUUGAACUUUCUCUCCCCUUUCGGCUUGACUUUCACCACAGUGAAGUUACAAUACUUUCAGUAGUUUUCUGACUGGUUUUGGUGUUGUGACUAUAUGCUUCAAGGGGCUCACGAGACGUAUGUGGCGGGGUCUACAGGAAAUCACGGACUACAAUAAGAAAACCAGCCAUGUCACGGACACGGGCGUCACGCUUCCCAACAAACUAAACACCCGCUUUGAGGAUAAUACA
This is a messenger RNA of Salmo salar (Atlantic salmon), 4489 nucleotides long. The record is from RefSeq and is a predicted model, not a curated record. Lineage: Eukaryota; Metazoa; Chordata; Actinopteri; Salmoniformes; Salmonidae.